Aspergillus niger is the source of this 3282-nucleotide messenger RNA. RefSeq lists its product as uncharacterized. The record is from RefSeq and is a predicted model, not a curated record. Lineage: Eukaryota; Fungi; Ascomycota; Eurotiomycetes; Eurotiales; Aspergillaceae. Bases 1 to 3282 code for a protein of 1093 amino acids. The transcript has 4 exons.
AUGUCCUCUCCUAUCGCAAGCAAAGUCUCCAAGCUCAACCUCAGCCCUGACUCCAAGCGAGGCACUCCACCCAAGCUCCGCCAGCAGACCCCCCAGAAGAAGACUCCUCCCAAGCUUCAUACCCAGGAUUCCGCCUCUCAGGCUGAAGAACCAAGCGCACCUUCUACCCCCACGCCCAAGGGUAAGGUUAGGCAGCUACAGUCUGAGCAGCGCGCUUCCCCUGCCCCGGUCCCGGAUGACGCUCAGUCCCAGGCAUCUGGAUCGGCAAGUCAGAUUGGAAGACCCGCUUCUGAGCUUGGAGACAAAGCUCAGGAGACUGCGCAAAGUGUGCAAAAUGGCGUCGAAGACCAAGGUGUCGGCCAGAUUGACUUGUCUGUUCUGAAGGGUCUGCAGGUCGGCGAGGAUGGUCUAAUCCAUGAUCAAGAUGGAAAUGCCAUUGGCCGACUCGCGGAAGGCCAGGCUGAAUAUCUCACCGGAUACACUGUCGGUGACAACGGAGAGAUCCUCGAUGAGGAUGGGGAUCUUGUCGGAGUUGCCGAUGUUCUUCCUGAGGCUUUCCAAGAUGCGGUUGACGGCACCCAGGAGGGGGCUCAAGAAACAACCGACCAGGCAACCAAAACCAUCAACAAUAUUGCCGAGCUGGCGGAGCGUCCUGUCUCCGAGUCUGGUGAAAUUAAGGAUGAUGAUGGCAACACCAUCGGCAAGCUUGUUGAGGGCAACCCAGAGGAUUUGGCUGGUUAUGCUCCUGACAAGGAAGGAAACAUUCUUGAUGACGAUGGUGACCUUAUUGGUCGGGUAGAGAUCGCAUCUCAAGCUCAAGAAGCAGCUGAAGCAGAACCCGAAGCAGCAUCCGAAGCAGCACCCGAAGCGAAACCGAUCACCGAUAUUGCGGCCCUGGCUGAUCGUCCUGUGUCGGCAUCUGGCGCUAUCAAAGACGACCAAGGGCAGCCGAUCGGAAAGCUUGUCGAGGGCAAUCCCGAGGAAUUGGCAGGUUAUGCCCCGGACAAGGAAGGAAAUAUCUUGGACGAUGAUGGGGAUCUUAUCGGCCGUGUUGAGAUUGCGUCCCAAGCCCGCCAAGGCGCUGAGAGUGUUGCCAGCUCCCAGGACACUUCAACGGCCGAUGAAGCCAAGGAAUCUGUCGAGGAGGCUGCUGAAGAGGCAGACGAUGAUCUUCCUCCCCUUUCUACCCUGGAGGGCCUCAAGUGCAACAAACUGGGCAAGAUUGUUGAUCGGGAAACCGGUAAGCCUCUGGAUGACAAGGGUCAAUUCUGGGACAACCGCGGCAACGUCAUUGGAAAGGCCAAGACCCUCCCUGUCGAGGAGCAUCCCGAUGAACCGCCCUUUGGUGGAUUGGAGGGCCUCCACGUUGUUGAAGAUGGAUGGGUGGAGGACCAGAACGGCAAGCGUGUCGGUAAGAUCAGCGAGGGCGAUGCUAAGAAGGUCCUUGGUCGUCCUGUUGAUGAAGAUGGGGACGUCUUGGACAAGAAUGGCAACACCAUUGCUAAGGCUGAAUACUACGAGGCCGAAGACGAGCCGGAGCCGGAGCCGGAGGAAGCCCCUGACCUGUCCAGUUUGGAAGGUCUCACCCCCAACAAGCUUGGCUAUGUGAUUGGACCAAAGGGCGUCCCGAUUGGGCGUGUCGUGGAAGGCAAGGUGAAGGAACUUGCCGGCAAGGAGAUCCAUGACGGCCAGAUCUGGGACGGACCGAAGCCAAUUGGACGUGUUGAGCUUAUUCCCCAGGAAGAGCGGGAGAAAUCAGCCGAAGGUCCAUUCGCCGGGUUGGAGAACCUUGUUGUAAACAAGGAGGGUCUCGUCGAAGAUGACGACGGAAAUGUGGUCGGCAAGGUCAUUGAAGGCGACAUCAAGAUCUUGCGUGGACGCGCCGUCGACGAGGACGGAGAGAUCAUUGACAAGUACGGCAACGUCAAGGGCCGUGCAGAGCCAUAUGAAGUGGAAGAGCCACAGGAAGAGGCGCCAGACCUGUCGAUCUUGGAAGGAAAGACGGUCAACAAGGCUGGAAACGUUGUGGAUGCCCAGGGCAACGUCUUCGGACGGAUCACCUCUGGUGACAAGCGCCUUGCUGGACGAAAGGUUGACGGCAAGGGCCAGAUCUGGGGUGAUAACGGCAAAGUGAUUGGCACAGCCGAGCUCAUCCCAGGAGCCGAGGAGCAGAAGCCCGAAGGCGCCUUCUACGGUUUCGAGAAUCCCGUGGUCGGCAAGGACGGCGUGAUCACUGAUGCCUCGGGCCAGGUCAUUGGCCGUAUUGUUGAGGGCGAUGCACAGCGCCUCCAGGGCCGCCAGGUUGAUGAGGAUGGCGACAUCCUGGACAAGAACGGUAAUACCAUUGGCCGCGCUGAGCGCUGGCAGCCCGAGGAGAAGCAGCGUGAUGUUAACCCGAUGUCGGGCCGUAAGGUCAACCGUGAGGGAGAGGUGCGCGAUGCCGAUGGUAACCUCAUUGGCAAGCUGACCUCUGGCAACCUGCCAUCCCUCAUUGGCAAGGAGAUUGAUGAUAACGGAUACGUGGUGGACAAUGAUGGUAACAAGAUCGGGGAAUGCACAUUGAUCGAGAACAUUCCCGAGCCCGAGCCCGAGCCUGAGGAGCCUGAAGAGGAACCUCAGGAGCCAGAGAUCUCGCCUGAGGAGCAGGAAGCCCAGAGGAAGCUAGAGGAGGACAAGCAGUUGGCCAAGAAGAUGAGCGGUAUUGUUGCCCAGACACUAGACCGUAUUCGUCCUGUCUGCAAGAUGAUUUCUGAGCAUAUUGAGAAGGCAGACCGCACGCCCAAGGAUGAGCUUGAUGAGGAGCAGCUGGUCAAGGAUGUUAAGCCGCUCCUCGAAGAGGGCAACCAAAUCUUGCAGGAAUGUAAUGGUGCCAUCCGUGCCCUCGAUCCGGACGGUCAUGUUGCCGCCACGGCCAAGGCCCGUGCUGCUUCUCACGAGGCUUCUUCAGAGGAGUAUGCUUUGGCUGAACAGCUUAAGGAGCUCACUGAUCUGGUUGUCAAGACUAUUGACAAUGGCAAGAAGAGAAUCGCAGGCAUGCCUCAUGCCAAGAAGAAGCUCAACCCUCUGUGGGCACUGCUCAGCGAACCCCUCGGCCAGAUUAUUACCGCCGUUGGCCUGCUGUUGAAUGGUGUCCUCGGACUGGUCGGCCGGUUGCUGCAGGGUCUUGGCCUAGGCCCCCUGGUGAAUGGACUGCUAGGCGGACUGGGACUGGAUAAACUGCUUGGCAGUCUGGGAUUGACUUCCCUGACGGACUCCCUGGGCUUGACUGGAAAGAAGAAAUAA